Molecule: messenger RNA, 804 nt
Organism: Mesorhabditis belari
Lineage: Eukaryota; Metazoa; Nematoda; Chromadorea; Rhabditida; Rhabditidae
Source: the annotation of a GenBank genome assembly
AUGGCCACUGAGCUCGAUCGCGUGAUGCAAGAUUUGGCUCUAGAAAGGGAGAAAUGCCAACGACUUUCGUUGGAAAACGGCCAAUUGAAGCAAGAAUUGGCCGCGUUGAGAAAGGAAAAAUUAGAGCUCGAGAAUGAGUAUGACAUGGAAAUGCUGAAUCUAAAGAUGCCGGACGAUUGCUUGCCUGGACUCGUUGCGGAUAAACUCGAGGGUCAACGCAUCACUUGUCCGUCGUGUGUCGAGCCAGACGGGACACAGAUUCUUCGAAAUCUUCGAAUCUGCGAGGAUCAUCUUAAGGCAAAACACAACAAAGAGCUGUUGGAUAUGUCGAAUGAGGAAUUGGAAUCGGCGAUAAAAAACGAGGCUUUUUGUACGCAUUGCUUUCAAAACUCACAUCGAAUGUGCAAAGGGGAAAUGCCGAAUUUAUUGGAUUUGAAGAAGCUUUUUAAAGGCCGAAAGAUGUUAGAAUACUUGGAGGCAUUGAACGCUGAGGGAAGGGUCGGCAAAAUGACGGCAAGGAAGAGCGUUGCAGUGAGGAAAGAGGAUUUAAUCGCUAAAGUGAAACAAAUGAUGAAAGCUGACGUGAAAACUUCGGAUGUUGACGCUUCUGUGACUCAAUUGGCAAAAAAGAUUCAAGAUUUCACGAAAACUGUUCUUGAUUUCGAGAAAAAUAUCGAUUCCGUUUGUAUGAAGAUGGUCGAGAUCAGGACUAUGCCGUCGUUUGCAUGGCAAGAUACCCGCCAUUUGAUGGAGAUGGUCGAGCACCGCAACAGAAUGCUGGGCUUUUCCAUUUUUGUGAAUAAA